Cuscuta epithymum is the source of this 1391-nucleotide messenger RNA. NCBI's taxonomy places the organism in Eukaryota, Viridiplantae, Streptophyta, Magnoliopsida, Solanales, Convolvulaceae. The record is from the annotation of a GenBank genome assembly.
UUUAAUGAGGAAGAAAGUGAUAUAUUGAAAUAAAACGGUGCAAAAUCAAAAUCCCCUUGAAUAGGAAGACUAAAAACUUAAACAAUCCAUCAUCUUCUAGAAGUGAGACAAGCCGCAAAAUUGGCCACUGAAGUGGAAACAUGGCGACUCUUUCUUCCUCUACUCUAUCGUCUAUUCAUCGUGCCCUAAAAAGGCCGUCUUUCACUUCUAUCCCUCCAAAUCCUUCAUUUCUUUCUUUCACUCUUUCAGCACCCAAUUUCUCAUCCAUUUCAACCCUAAAUUCCGACCGGAAGCAAGUUUCUAUGCUUCAAUCUUCUGCAACUCGUACCCCUGCCACUGCACAACCCGUCGCUCCUCUAACCCUGAAAUCCCGCCUCAGGAAUGGCGACACGCUCUACGGGAUUUUCCUCCUCAGCUUCUCCCCCACUCUCGCUGAGAUUUCCGGCCUCGCCGGUUACGACUUCGCCGUCGUAGACAUGGAGCACGGCCACGGCGGGAUAUCCGACGCCCUCCCUUGCCUCCGCGCCCUCGCCGCCACUCGCACUCCGGCCAUCCUCCGCGUCCCCGAAUCCUCCGACGUCUGGGCGAAGAAGGCCCUCGAUCUCGGCCCGCAGGGGAUCAUGUUUCCGAUGAUCGACAGCGCCAAAUCGGCCCGGAAGGCCGUUUCCUACUGCCGAUUCCCCCGCAGCGGAAUCCGCGGGUCGGCGCAUACGGUGGUUAGGGCUUCGGGCUACGGAAUCAAUGGAGAGUAUCUGAGAAAUUACGAGGAGGAGCUGCUUAUAAUGUGCCAGGUGGAGUGCGAGAGCGGGGUGAAGAAGAUCGGGGAGAUCGCCGCCGUGGAGGGCGUCGAUUGCGUCCAGAUGGGGCCGUUAGAUCUGAGCGCUUCUUUGGGGUACCUGUCGGACCCGGGUCACGAGAAGGUGAGGGAAGUGUUGAGGAAGGCGGAGAAGGCGGUGCUGGAGACGAAUCCCGGCGGAGGAAAUGGGGCGUACUUGGCGGGGUUUGCAAUGCCGCAUGAUAAGCCUGAGAAGAUGAAGGAAAGAGGGUACCAUAUGGUGUCUGGAACUGUCGAUAUCGGUUUGUUUCGGGCGGCAGCUGUGGAAGAUGUGAAGAAAUUCAGGAACAGUUUAAUGGCUGAAACAAAUUCUGAGUAAGGUUAAUGCAGUUGUAGUUCUUAUGGUCUGUUUAGUUCCAUAUCUAACUUUGUUCACUACUCCGAAUUUCCAGUGUUAGCUUUGGGGUUUUAAACUUUUGAGAGAUUGUUUCAUCAUUCAAAAACUAGACCGGACCGGACCUGAGACCCGAUUAUGAUAUUUUAUGGCUUAUUAUUGUCAUGUUACAUCCACAUAAGAUAAUCUCAAAUAAUCUCCAAACCAAUAAAUUUCUACUCA